Schistosoma intercalatum is the source of this 2769-nucleotide messenger RNA. The record is from the annotation of a GenBank genome assembly. NCBI's taxonomy places the organism in Eukaryota, Metazoa, Platyhelminthes, Trematoda, Strigeidida, Schistosomatidae.
AUAUUCCUGGAAUUAGAAUUGAAUUUGUUUAUAACAAUCAUUUAUUCAAUUGUAUAUCCGCCUAUUAAUUUAAUGACUUUACUUUUAUUAUAUAUGAGGCAUCAUCCAUCAAACCCGUUGAAUAGUAUAAAUCAAUUAAUUAAAUUAAAUACAAUAGGAAAAAUAUCUAAUGACAUAUUGUUGUUUUUUUCUAAAUGUUGCUAGGGAUCAAUAAUUUUUCUAGAAUAUUAAGGAUUUCAAUUCAAAUUCAUAUAAUAGAUAAUAUGGAAGGUUUGUUUAACAAUUUUAUUACUUAAAAUGUAUUCUCAUUAAAUUAAAUAUUAUGAUAAACAUAUAAAUGGAAUAUAUCAAUAUUGUUUCUAUUAUUCAAUGGUUUCAUAUUACAAGAAUGUCGAAUAAAUCAAUUAUCAUUCUUUUUUUUUAAAUAAAGAAAUUGAGUCCAAUUUUAAAUGUUCCCAUUUUUGAAAUUAUCACCAAUAAUGAAUUUCAUUUAAAGCAUAUAAACAAAAUAAACAUAGAACAUUGAACAUAGGUUUAUUUAUCUUUAUUUUUUCUAAAGAAAAAUGUGGUAUAUUCUAACUAAACAUGAACAUCGAUUUAAAUUAUUACUUAUUCAUUUAUUUAUUUCAUAUAAUGGUUUAUUUACAAAUGUGAAUUCAUUGAAUAUAUCAUAUUGGAUCAUUAAUAAAACAAACAUGACUAUUUCACAACAGAAUAAUUCUAGUAUUAAAUCAACAUUAUCAAUUAACAAGUUGAAUACCUCAGAAUGUAUUAGUGAAAAUGAUUCUGCAUUGAUAACAGGGAUAAUUUUUAUUUUAUCAUUAAUUGUUGCAAUAGCUACAGCUGGAGGAAAUUUUCUAGUCAUUUUAGCCGUGAUACUUGUGAAAAAACUUCAAACACCAAGUAAUAUUCUUAUUGGAAGUUUAGCAUUCAGCGAUUUUUUUGUAGCUUUGUUAGUUUUACCGUUUACAAUAAUUGAUGCAUAUCAAGGUUAUUGGCCGUUUAAUGAAGGUUUAUGCGAUAUGUACAUAUCUUUUGAUGUACUAUUGUGUACUGCAUCAAUAUUAAAUCUUUGUGCAAUUUCGAUUGAUCGAUAUUUAGUUAUCACAAAACCACUGACAUAUGCAAGUAGACGAACACCACAACGUAUGGCUGCUAUGAUAGCUACUGCAUGGAUAGGUUCAGCAUUGAUAAGUAUACCACCAAAUUUUGGCUGGAAAGAGCCAUUUCAAAAAUGUGCCUGCGAGUAUAGUAAAAAUGUUGGUUAUCAGGUGUAUGCAACAUUUUUUGCAUUUUAUCUACCACUUAUAGUGAUGAUUAUUCUGUAUGGUAGGAUAUUCAAAUUGGCUAGAGAAAUGUCACGCAGUGGUCAGUCGAAAAUGACACCAGGCACAUCAUGUAAGUCAACUGAAGUGCCAGAAACUAUAUCAAAUAAUUCACAUUCAGAACCGAUAUUAGAUAAGAAUAUACAGGAAUUACAAAUUACAAGUACAAAUAUAGUUGAAUAUGUACAGUCAGAUGAUGAGCACAUAGUAACUAAUGCAAUUAUUAAUGGUGUGAAAAAAGAUGGAGGUACAAAUGACAUUUGCGAAGCAAUAGAAAAUGAUAAAAGAUUAAACUCUUACUCAUCAAGAAAACUAUUGACUGAUUCUAUGAAUUUAACCAAUGAAUUGUCCAGAGAAGCUCAUGGAAGAAGAUCUCGUGGGAAUUCCGACACUAAAGUAAUUAAAACGCUUGGAGUUAUAAUGGGAUGUUUUUGUCUUUGUUGGCUUCCAUUUUUUAUGAUACAGCUACUUUUGGCCCUUUUAAGUGCAGCUGGUUACAACACUGCAAACAUGAUUCCAGUUAGUGUGUUUCGAUUUUUGCAAUGGUUAGGUUACGUGAACAGUUUUCUAAAUCCACUUAUAUAUGCCAAAUUUGAUCGUGAAUUUCGUGGGCCUUUUAAAAUGAUACUUCUGUGCCAUUGUCGUAAUAUUAAUGCACGAUUACGUGCAGUUCAUUAUUCUGCUCAAUAUGGUCUACCAAGUUCAUCAAGUAAACGUCAAAGCAUUGUUGUACCUUCACUUUAUACACGUAAUGAUAUGGCUUCAAGAUGUCUAGGGCAGUCUGUAAAUCAGAGAUCUACUAGUGCGGUGCCCAUAAGGCCACGUCGAAGACCUCAAAUGAAUUUCAGAAACGCUAUUUCAGGGCGAACGGACGAAAGAUAAUCCUUUCUUUUUCAUAACUUUUACAUGUCUCGAAAUCCGACAUCAUAUGAAAUAAAGCUCAUAGUACAUACACAUACAUACAUAUACGCAUAUAUACGUAGAUAAGUGGAUGAUUGAGAUCAAUUUUUUACACAAAACUAUCUACUUUGUAUUCUUUAUUUGUACAUUGUGAUCUACUUAACAGUUUUCUCCCAAUCUGUUCAUCAUUUUUACAUUUUAAAAAAAAACAGAAAAAUGUUUUUGAAAAGAAAACAAAUUCACUAUAAUAUUUUCUCUCCAAUGAAAUACUAUUCACCAAGCAUACUAAACUAAUUUUAUUUAUUCUCAAAGAAUCAACUUCAUAUUUUUUCUAAGUAACAAAACAGUGUUUACAGAUGUAUUUUUUUCUCUUUUGUAAAUUUUCUUCUUGUUUGGUUUAUCACAUACUUCUUCUUUGUUGCUUUUUUUUUCUACUUCAAACUAGUCACAUGUAAUAAGCGCUAAUUUUGUAAAUCAUGUUGAAAUUGUGUAUUAAUUAAUGUACAAAAGAAAAAUAAGAUCAAAUAAAAUAACAUAGCACUGG